Messenger RNA from Naegleria fowleri, 1137 nucleotides. RefSeq lists its product as uncharacterized. The transcript has a single exon. Gene Ontology annotation, molecular function: nucleic acid binding. Lineage: Eukaryota; Heterolobosea; Eutetramitea; Acrasida; Naegleriidae. Bases 1 to 1137 code for a protein of 378 amino acids. The record is from RefSeq and is a predicted model, not a curated record.
AUGUGUAAAGUCAGAAAGUUCCUUGAACAAUAUGAAAUCUGUCUUGGAUCUUCUACAAGAUUCCUUUGUGAACGAAUCAAACAGGAGCAUGGUUUUGACAUCCUCAAAGAUCCAAUCUCUACUUGGUAUAAACCAGACCCAUGGAUUCCUCAAUAUCUCAAGAGAAUAAUUUUCAUGAACAAAUCUUCCAAUAUUAGAUUAUGGCAUUCGAUUGACCAAUGGCAUGGAAAAACUCUCAUCCCUUAUGGAAAAUUCCCUAAAGGUUUAAGACAAUUCCUGCUCUACAAAGAUUGGAACAGAUUAAGUAUGUGGAUUCCUGACCCUAAAAAUUUACAAGUGAAAUUAAACAGUAACAUCAAACAUUCCAAUCAUGUCACCCAGAUUCGCAACAUUCUCAAUAGCAUGGAUUUUGGAAAAAUCAAAGACGAAAGCAAAUACUACAAAUAUAUUGGUAACAAUACAUCCCUAUCAAACCUCUUGAACAAAGCUACACUAAUUGGUACUGAUGGAUCAUGUAACAAUAUUGCUGGAUACGGUAUUGUAACUGAUCAGAACGUUUCCAUCUCAAGUCACACCUUAGGACAAGGAACUUCCUACAACAGUGAGGUUCAAGCGCUCCACACAGUUGUUAGAUUGCUAGAUAACAACACUCCUAGAAUAGUAGUCAUAGAUGCGAAAAGUAUUUAUGAGAAGGCUCAUGAACAACUCGAGGAAUUACUUUCAACUCAACAACAUUCAGAAUUUGAUUCGAAAGGAAAUUGUGCCUUCCUUUUGGUUGUGUGUAAAAUCUUCCUUGGAGAUGAGAAGGGCGUUUUGGAAAUGAUCAACAAUGGUCGCCUCGAAUCAUGCAUGACUCAUUCCAACAAAUUUGCAAAGGAAAAAUUGGAAUUGUUGAAACAUGUGAAAAGUGACCGUACGAAAUUAUUGGUAUCAGUCAUGUUCUACUUCCAAUUAGCGUAUUUGAGAAGAGAUUUGGCCAAUCUUAAACCUCAAUAUUUGAAAACCUUGCAUGAUUUGUUUGUGAAACAUGUGAUGGGUGGAGGAGACAGAAUGAUUGGAGCUUGUCAGAAGAAAAGUCUUCCAAAGUUAACGCAGAUUUAUGUGCUGGUUGUUGUGUCAUUCAUGCUCAAAUGUUGA